AUGUCGCUGGGCCUGCUGUCUGCACGGCACACCGAGGAGCCCCAGCUGGUCCUGGCCAGCCCCAGCGAGUGUCUUCGCAGGGACCUAGGUGUGACUGGGGGCUGGGCCCACCCGCCCCAGCAUGAGCCCUUCGUGCUGUGCCACUCUCUGAACGAGAGCCCAGAAGCAGUGAGAAUCUUUGAGGAUUUCGUGAAGAGCAAAGAAACAGACCCUGCAGACGUUGUCCACCCGCCCCACACUGGCUCCAAGUCGAGUUCCUCUACCUUCACACUCUCUGGAGCUCUGAGCCACCACCACCACCACCACACCACCACCACCAUGAAGGGUCUUCUGCUCACCCUGGGCCUUGCCCUCAUCUGUGGCAUCCAGGCAACUGUUAUCCCCCAAAUCCAGCAGGACUUGGAUCCCGCCAAGGUGGAGGGCAUCUGGUACACCAUGGCAAUGGCGGCCAACAAAGCGGCCCUCCUGGAGACGGAGAGCGCCUCUCUGAGACUGUACGUCCAGAAGCUCCAGCCCACUGCUGACGGCAACAUGGAGAUCAUCCUGCACAAGAGGGUUAAUGACGCCUGCGUGGAGAUGACCAUCAUUGCCCAGAAGACCGAGGACCCUGCUGUGUUCACUGUGGACUACCUGGGUCUGAAGGACAUCAUUGUGCUGGAUACAAACUACAACAGCUACCUCUUCUUCUGUCUGAAGACUCCCACGGCCACUGAGGAGCAGAGUAUGAUGUGCCAGUAUCUGGCCAGGACCUUGGAGAUGGACACACAGGUCAUGGGAAAGUUCCACCAGGUUCUCAACAAGCUCCCAGUGCACAUGAGCAUCUUCCUUGACCUGAUCGGGAAGGAGGGCAGUGCACAGGGGCUGACCCUGCACGUGGAGGCCUGGACCCUGUGGCCCCAGAAAGCCAGGCUGGCUGGCUUCUAG
Messenger RNA from Elephantulus edwardii (Cape elephant shrew), 924 nucleotides. RefSeq names its product beta-lactoglobulin-2-like. The record is from RefSeq and is a predicted model, not a curated record. The transcript has 9 exons. The coding region runs from base 1 to 924 and encodes 307 amino acids. Gene Ontology annotation, molecular function: small molecule binding. NCBI's taxonomy places the organism in Eukaryota, Metazoa, Chordata, Mammalia, Macroscelidea, Macroscelididae.